Molecule: messenger RNA, 399 nt
Organism: Botrytis fragariae
Lineage: Eukaryota; Fungi; Ascomycota; Leotiomycetes; Helotiales; Sclerotiniaceae
Product: putative umta methyltransferase family protein
Exons: 1
Coding region: 1-399 (132 amino acids)
Source: RefSeq, a predicted model, not a curated record
AUGACUUCCGACUGGCCCUCCGACCUCACCUCCACCUUCAAUCUAGUACAUUCACGCUUUGCUCUUCCAGAUGCAGGAACACACUCUCCACGUUCCGUGGUCUCUCGACUCGCCGCGCUCGUAAAACCAGGUGGAUAUAUUCAGCAAUCCGAAAUGGUGUUUACCCCCUGGCCGUCCAACGGUCCGGCGAUGAAACAAUUCCAACAAGCAUAUAUCAAUCUAUUUACCAUAGUUAUUGGAGGACAAGAACUCAAGCACUUGUAUAAUAUUGAGAAAUGGUAUCACGAGAUGGGACUAGAAGAUGUGCAGUAUGAAAUCUCUACGAUUCCCAUUGGAGCAAAAGCGGAGAGUGAGAGGAUUAGGGUUAUAAGUAUUGAGAUUUUUGGGUUGACUUGUUAG